This is a messenger RNA of Lotus japonicus, 945 nucleotides long. RefSeq names its product transcription repressor OFP13. The record is from RefSeq and is a predicted model, not a curated record. NCBI's taxonomy places the organism in Eukaryota, Viridiplantae, Streptophyta, Magnoliopsida, Fabales, Fabaceae. The coding region runs from base 87 to 800 and encodes 237 amino acids. Gene Ontology annotation, biological process: negative regulation of DNA-templated transcription. The transcript has a single exon.
AGCUCAAAACAGAGGAGAAAGAAAACAGAACACAAACCUCACAACUCACAUAGAAAAAACCACCCUCUGAAGAAAACUAAGAUCCAAUGGGGAAGAAAACAUUGAAGCUGCUACCUUCUAUUUUCAGACCCAAGUUUAUACCCUCUUGUGGCCACUCAAAGACCCUCUCCUUCCGAUGUGGGACAACAGGGAAUGAUGAAAUCUUCAAAACAGUUAACUCUGUUUUCUUCGACCCUGUUUCAGAGAGCGUGGUAGAAACUCCAAAAUCAUGGUUCACAACCUCCUCUGAAUCCGCAAGCUUCUCAACAGAAUCAGAGGAUAUCUUCUGCUACAAUAAUGAUGAAUCCCUUGACAUGUUGGUUCGCGGCGCGAGGUCGGAGAGGCUGUUCUUCGAGCCCGGAGACACGAGCUCAAUCCUGGAGAAGGCGAAGGCGAGAGGGUUUCCAUUCAAGGAAAGCGUGGUGUUGGCCAUGGAGUCAGAUGAUCCUUAUGAAGAUUUCAAGAGAUCCAUGGAGGAGAUGGUGGAGUCUCAUGGUGUGAAGGAUUGGGAGAAUUUGGAGGAGCUUUUGAGUUGGUAUUUGAGGGUGAAUGGUAAGAACAAUCAUGGUUUCAUAGUUGGUGCUUUUGUGGAUUUGCUUAUUAGUAUAGCAGCUUCUAACUCUAACUCUUGUUCUGAUAAUUCAACUUCUUAUUCUUCUGCUGUUUCUUCUUUUGCUUCUUCACCAUUAUUGAGUCUAUCUGAAGCCCAGAAUGAGAUUACUGAGCAUGAGGCAGAAGAUGAUACUGUAACAUCUAAUUAGGAUUAAUUAGUAGUGAUUUCAAUAUUUUUGUGUACAUUUGUAGAUUAAGGAGAAAAUUUAGUGAGGCUUAAAUUAAUUAUUAUUCCUGAUCAGCCUAUAGAAGAAAAAGAUUAAUGUUGAUCAUGUUGUGUUGACCUUCUUGAUA